CACGUGGAGAAGCAUGUCAUGACUCACGCCAGGCAGAAGGGUUCCCUCGGGCCGAGCGGCGGCGACGCCGCGCCCGAGCGCUCGCUUCGGUUCGGGAGGACGAAGAAGAUAACCGAGGCCACCGGGAAGAGGAAGGCGGCGCCCAAGAGGGCCGGCGGCAAAGCGGGGGGGACGGAAAGGCCGGAUCGGAGCGGCAAACUGGACCGGGGCCGCGACCACAAACGGGACAGGAAGUCGUACCCGCUGCGCGGGCGGGCUGCGGGGUCCGAGGAGGACGAGGAGGGGCUCAGCUGUCACGUCCUCCUCACCCGACUCGAGGAGGGCGUGCGAGGGCGGGGGGGUUCCGGAGAACGGGCCGCCAGACCCAGGCCCAAAAAGUUGAAAAGCAUCAAAAGGAAAGAGGCGAAGCCUCCGUCGCCAAAAGCCGGAUCGGAGUCGAGCAGCCGGGGGGGCGCGGGGUGUCUCGGUGUCCCGCCCCCCCGCAAGCGCCGGCUGGCCUCUCUCAACGCCGAGGCGGUGAACAGCCUGCUGCUCGAAAGAGCCACCGAGACCCAGGCGGCGGCUAAGCAGGCCAAGAGGCCCCCCCCCAACGCCGUGAAACCGGGCGCGAGGGCCGCGCCAAGGAACGCCGGCGAAGCCGCCACGUCCCGCGGGCGCGGGCGGCGCCAGGGCUGCGAGCGGGCCGAGGCCAGCCGGGCGGCGGCGGGGGCGGUGAGCCGGGACAGCCUGGACGCCCCCGCCCCCCGCAGGUUGGCCGGACUCAACGCCGCCGCCCUGCUCAAGUUGACCAGCUCCUCCGCCACCAGCAAGCCGAGAGCGAGGAGCGCGCCGGCGGCGCCCGUCGCGUUGAGGCGGCCCCCCCGGGUCAAACGCAAGGGGGGCUCGCAGGCCCAGAGGGCGGGGGGCGCGGCCCCCCCGCAGAGCGGCUGCGCGGCCUGCGAGACGGGGGCGGGCCUCGGGCCCCCCGCGGCGGGCUGGCCGGGCUACCAGUCCCGCGGCGUGCUGGCGUACCCGCUGAAGCAGGUGAAGGAGGAGCCGCUGGAGGCGGGCCUGAGCCCCUGCUACUGCUGCCCCCCCGAGGGCUCGGUGGAAUACUGCCACCGCUUGGCCUUCUUCUUGGGCCAGCGGCCCUGCGGGGGGGCGUCGGACGAGCCGCCGGCGCCGCUCCCCCCGGCCGGGGCGCCCGUGAUGAAGCGCGAGUGCCUGGUGACCUCCCACCAGCACGCGGCCCUCACCCUCAGCCCCCACCCUUGCCUCUGCGCGGCCGAGCACUGCUUCUCCAGCUACUACGUCCACAUCGCCCACCCGCCGCGCGCCGGCGCCGCCUCGGCCGGCCUGGCCUCGCGACCCCUGGGCUUCGCGCCCGCCGCGCUGUGCCCCGACCGGGUGGCGGGCCCCGAGCUGCUGGGGCCCCACGCCGCCUACUGCUACGGCGACGCCUGCGGGAUGGGGGGCUACGCCUGCAGAGCCGUGGCGCCCGUCGCCAGCAGGGGCUGCUCCUUCAGCGCCGGGUGCGCGGGCUGCGCGCGCGGCAUCAAGACAGAGGGCUACUCCUCCCCUCAAGGCGACCUCAGCCCCUCUCUCCUGGCCCCGCCCCUCUCCAGCUGCCCUCUCUCCGCCACGCCCUCCUCCACCCAGACUCGACCCCACCUGCUGACCCCUCUGUCGGGGCGGGACCGGCCCCAGGCCCGGUUGAAGCUGGCCACCGAGUGCCCCGGGGGCGACGAGCCCGCCCCCGGCUCCCUGUCGGUGGGCCGCACGGGGCUGACCCGCAAGCCGCCGCCGCCGCCCCCACCCCCCCCGCCGGGCCUCGGCGGCGCCAAACAGAGGAGAGGCGGCCGAAGACGCGCCACCAACGGCUGGAGGCCCGUCGGCAUGCCGACGGAGCGGGAGGUCUUCAUCGCGGGAGAGGACGAGACGGCCCCCCGGCAGUGUUACGAGGGGGUGGAGAGGGACGGGGAAGUGAUCCAUAUCAGGGACACCGUGCUGCUCCGCUCGGGCCCCCGGAAGAAAUCCCUCCCCUACGUCGCCAAGAUAUCGGCCCUGUGGGAGGAUCCCAAAACAGGAGAACUGAUGAUGAGUCUGUUCUGGUACUACCGACCCGAGCACACACAGGGGGGCCGAGACCCCAGCGCACACUGUGAGAAUGAGAUCUUCGCCUCUCGGCAUCAGGACGAAAACAGUGGCUGCAUCGAAGACAGAUGCUACGUCCUCCCACUGGCCCAGUACUGCAGAUUUUGUGCCUUGGUGAAGCGGCGUGCCGACGGCGCCCCGCCCGGCAGCGCCAGCGUGGUGCCCCGCCGCCCCGACUUCGCCCCCCCCACCCACCGCUGUGUGCCCACGGACGUCGACCCCGACCUGGUGUACCUCUGCCGCCACGUCUACGACUUCCGCUUCGGUCGCAUCCUGAAGAACCUGCAGUAGGAGGAAACGGGGGCGGGGGCCCGAGUCAGUCGUGACGUAGCUCCUCCCCCCUCCUGCACAGAGGGCAGCGGCCAGGCCGGGCGGGGGGGGGGGGGGGGGUGAGGGACUAGACACUGAGUGUGACACUAUGAAGCUCAGAUCCCUUUAUGCUUUUCUGAUGGAUGAGAUUCGGAUGAGAAUUCAUUCAUCAGCUGUGAUUGCUCUCAGCAAGCUGAGCCCCCCCC
Messenger RNA from Pungitius pungitius (ninespine stickleback), 2648 nucleotides. RefSeq names its product bromo adjacent homology domain-containing 1 protein. Gene Ontology annotation, molecular function: chromatin binding; transcription cis-regulatory region binding. Gene Ontology annotation, cellular component: chromatin silencing complex. Lineage: Eukaryota; Metazoa; Chordata; Actinopteri; Perciformes; Gasterosteidae. The record is from RefSeq and is a predicted model, not a curated record. Gene Ontology annotation, biological process: heterochromatin formation; negative regulation of DNA-templated transcription.